Messenger RNA from Parnassius apollo (apollo), 264 nucleotides. The record is from the annotation of a GenBank genome assembly. NCBI's taxonomy places the organism in Eukaryota, Metazoa, Arthropoda, Insecta, Lepidoptera, Papilionidae.
AUGUUAUCUACUACUCGUCACAUAAUAAACUACGACUUCCCGCUGUACACUGCUGACUAUAUACACCGUUGCGGUAGAACCGGCCGUAUCGGUUCAGCACAAGACUGCGCCGUCACCAAUUUCGUGGCAUGGCCGCGGGAGAUACAGCUGGUGCAGAAGAUAGAGACAUCUGUUAGAAGAAAUGUGGACUUACCAAAUGUUAAUGCCAACAUUCGGAGACAGAUUGAAGAUAGGAUCGCUAGGAUGACCGCAGCAGGCAUAUAA